AUAGAUUUUUCACACCAUUCAUAUUAUUGCAUGCGAUUCCCAUAUCCCAACAUAGAUCUUUUGCGUGUAAUUUUCCGAAUCCAAAUACGUAUCACUCACAUCGCCAAGUAGCCGCCACUGCCUUAUGCGUGUAUUCUAUUUUUGCCCGACACAGUGACAUACCCACAAGCGUACCACACGAGGCACGUACCCACACGCCACACCCAACCACCGCCACGCCGCCGUUUACUCGAUCGCCCUCCUCCCCAAACGUUGCGUUCCCAAUCACGAAGCUCUUCUCUCGAUUUGAUCUCUCUUCCCUGGCGUCUCCCUUCGACAACGAUUCGUAGAGUCUGGUAUUCGCUCUCGAAUUGUUCCGGAGAAGAGGAACCAUGGAGGACGCGAUCUGCGGGCAUUGCUAGAGAUUUCUCCUCCUCCUCCUCCUCCUCCUCUUUGUAUGGGAGAAGGGAAGGGAAGAAGACAUGGAGGUGGAUUGGUUUCGGACGCAACAGGGUUCAGGAGUCCGGCGAGGCCGGCGGAGGAAGAGGGCGUAUCGGGUCGGCGGUGGCAUGUUGCGGACACCCGGAUGCGGUUAUCUAAAGGGCCAAAGGAAUGAUUUUGGCGUAGAAUAUGGUUCUGAUUGCAGCAGUAGCUUUCGAAAAGAAGAAAGUUCUUCAGGCCAAGGCUCAUAUAAUACCAGUGUAAAACCAAGAGAGAGACCCAUGGAUAAAGAGAUACCAAGAGAAGCAGAAAUAAGGUGGUCGUCGCCUAGUGUAAUUGCAAAAUUAAUGGGUCUUGACGAACAGCCACCUGUACAAGUAGCCCAUAAACGAAAGAAGACAAUAAAUGGUUAUUUUCAAGAUAUACCAUCUACAGGCUUGCAAGAGAAGUACCUAACCAGGGAGGAAUGUUUGCCUCGGAUGAGCAUGGCUGAGCACCAAGAAUUUAAGGAUGUCUAUGAAGUCAUUCAAAGACCGAAAGUUGAGAGGGACAGGACAAAAACAGAUAGCAGUGCAUUGCCAAGUUUAAAACAACGCAAGCUUAAUGCAAGCAAACAAUGGAAAAGUGAUGUAAGCUUUCUUGGCCAAAAUUUAUUGGAUGCAGUGCAUCUUCCAAGUGACGAAUCACUUCGAAUUUCUGAAAAAUUUACCAGUGAGUUGGGGAACCAAGACUGCACUGAGCAUAAUUUUCUAAAUGUCUUCCAGGAACCCGAUUUCUUGUUCAGAAAGUAUUUCCAUGAUUCAAAGCGGCUUGCACCCUCUCAUUUAACAAGCAAGAAAACAAUUUUCAAAUCAUCAAAUGGUGCUAAGACAGAAAGUGGUGAAGUAUAUCGUUCAUUGAAGAAGAAGACGGACAGGUUUGUUCAUAUGCAAAAUGGUGUCUUUAGCUCUUUUCGGAUACCCAUUGCUGGUAAGGCUAGUCGAUUUCUCAAGGUUCAGAAUGAUUCUCUUUCACAUAAGUUAGCACGGUUUGCCAGCAACAAUUACCAGUGCAUCCAUCCUAAUCAUAUUGUUCCUUUGAAGCAUAACAUUGAUAAAUCCCGUGUAAGUGUUCAUUUAAGAACCCCUGAGAAUUUGAAGUUUUCUCACAUAAGACCAUCCGCUCAAACUGGGUUUCGAGAGGCCAACAUUGGAAGAAGGGAUUGGCUGAACUUUUCCCAUAACUCGGAAGCUUUUCAUUGCAAGAAUAAAGGUUCCAGAGAACUAGAUAGAGAGAUUACAGAACUGAGAGAGUCUGUAAGCAGCAGUAAGAUGAGCAUACCAGUUGUGGAGUAUAACAGAUUCUCCAGGGAAGACAGCUCUUGCAAUAUCUCUGACAUGAAGAGUUUCUGCAGCCCUGAAGGAUCAUCCAACCAUUUUAAUAACUGGAAUAGCAUAUGUUUUGCCUUAGCUCCUUCAACUGAAUUUAUAAGAAGUGAAGCUAGAAAAAACUUCUCUGGGAACUGGAAGAUGGCUGGUAACUCUAAGGAGACAGUAGACUGUGGUAAAUGCUCAAGUGUUUUGGCUGAAAUGCUUGCUUUAUCUGAUGUGGUAGGACAAAAUUCAGUGUCCAGUUCAUCGAAGGUUCAUAAUGUUUCAGUUGAGAAAUCAACUAGACCUGAUAUGCGAGCAUCAGGGGGUUCUCCUUUGAGUAUUAGCAAUAGUGACAGUUGGGAAGAUGGAUUCUUAACAAAUCUACCAAACCCUGCAUCUGUUCCCGCUUCAUCAACAACUUAUGGAAGUCAAAAUCUAAGUAGCAUGAAUCGAUUUUGUGAUGAACAUUUUUGUACACCUAAUGAUGUGCUGAAAUUGAGACCUAAAAAAUCCGAUCAGAGAGGAAGUUCUUCACUCGUAGGUUUUAAAAGCAGUAAUAACCAGCUUUACUCUAAUUUGAGCGGGAAGGAAAACAACCUGUCUUCACAGGAAAUUCACUUGAACCAAGACAGGACAAGGAAAGGUGUGCUUGCAAAAACGGCUGGUGAAGGAAAUUUUAAACCUCUUUCUAUUCCCAAUUAUAUGGAUGUGGAUAUGAUGAUGAUAAAUAAUGAGGAGCUACCUCAGUUGUCAAUGGCCAGUAAAGCUGUAAAGGAUCCUAAAGUGUCCAACAGUAAUCUGCUGAAGGAAACAUCAUUCAGUCAUCUUCAGGUAGAUCGUGAACAGCUCACUUCUGUAAGAAUUACAAAGGCUUUGCAACCAUGUGCUGUUUCUGAACUCGAGCUUCCAUUGAGAGUAAAUGGUUCAGGAUGUUCUGAAAGCCUAACUGGAGAUCUUGAGCUCCAUUCAAAAACUUUAACCUCCAAGCUAGGAGAUCAAUGUGCUGAGGCAUCAGAAGUUCUUACUUCAAGUAAUGACGAUGACAGAGAAGUGUGUGAAUUCUUUCAACAGGCUGGUCAUCUAGAAGAGGAAUUUAUGGAUGAAGAGGAGAGGGAGUACACCUACCUACUCGACAUACUUAUCUUUUCUGGUGUUCACAGUGCCAAGCAAGACAGUCUUCGUUAUGCAUGUUACUUACCAGAAUAUCCAGUGAACCCAAACUUAUUUGAAAAGCUCGAAAAGAAGUACGGUAAGCUGGUUGCAUGGUCACGGUCGGAAAGGAAGUUGAUGUUUGAUCUGUCAAACUCAAUCGUGGCUGAGAUCCUUGCUCCAUGUAUGGAUCUGCAUCCAUGGGUUAAUUCUACGGGAAGGAUCGGACCCAUGUGGGGUUCUGAGGGGCUUGUUGAGAAAACUUGGCAGAUGUUGGUGAAAAAACGUAUCGAGCUUGGUGCAGGUAACGCAGAAAAGAAAGUUCUGGAUACAAAAUGGUUUAAUUUAGGAGGCAACAUCGAUGAGAUAGGAAGGGAGAUUGAGAGGACGCUGAAGGAGGAACUCUUGGAAGAACUUGUUGAAGAGUUCAUCAUAGGUUAGGCUCCUCUGGCUGGAGGAAGCAUGUGCUUCUGUGAGGCUAUGCUUCAGCUUAACAUGUCAAUCGCCACCAAGCUUCAGCUGAUUUUUGAACCAUCGGCAAGUGCGACGGUUACUCCUAAGAGAUCAACAAUCAGAACCGAGGCAUUUAUAACUAGAGGGCUUUCAACAAUAUGCAGUAAGAACUCCAAUGACAAUGGUCUUUGAUUGGAUUGCCACAAAAUUUCGAUAUUAUGUCAGUGGUGAGUAAUGAGUAAUUUCGCUGGUCAUUUACUCUUUUGGUGAAAUCACAUUAAACUGGUCCAAAUCAUCAAAAGGCUGUGCCGAUGGUCAAGUAGACAUUCUUGUGGUCUUGGCUUUGAGUUUGUGCAUCUCAUACCAGAGCAAAGAAAUACAGAUAGGAACACUAGGAGUUUUGCAAUAUUUUAGCAGGAUAAUGAGGGUGAGUCAUUUGUUAGGUGGAAGUCAGCUACCUUGAGGCAAUAAAGUUUUUUUUGUUUUGUUUGAUUGUUGGGCUUGCAGCUCAGAAAUUAUUUCCUUUUUUCGGGGGGAUAUAGAACACGUUUGAAGGGUGUAUUUUCGUUUGUGGGGUAAUUUUGUCUGUGACUAUAUUGUUUUUGCACAUUACAAUAAAGGAUUUAGCAGUCAAUUUCCAGGAUUCA
This is a messenger RNA of Musa acuminata AAA Group (dessert banana), 4021 nucleotides long. RefSeq lists its product as uncharacterized. The coding region runs from base 462 to 3362 and encodes 966 amino acids. The transcript is spliced from 5 exons. The record is from RefSeq and is a predicted model, not a curated record. Lineage: Eukaryota; Viridiplantae; Streptophyta; Magnoliopsida; Zingiberales; Musaceae.